CAAAGCUAACCAAACAUGUGUUUAUGGCAGUCUUCCAGUGACAUCUCUCAGAUCCGAGAGCUUCAGGCUGAGAUGGAGGAGCUGAAGAAGCAGAGACAGACUCUACAGAAGGAGCUGCAGACGAGUGUGUCGCGUGUUCAGUUUCUGGAGUCGUCCACCGUGUCCCGCAGCAUCGUGAGCAAGCAGGAGGCCCGUAUCUGUGAUCUGGAGAACAAGCUGGAGUUCCAGAGAGGACAGGUCAAGAGAUUUCAGGUGCUGGUUCUGCGUCUGCGGGACAGUGUGGUUCGUCUGGGUGAGGAGCUGGAGCAGGCAGCACAGGCUGAGGCCAGAGAGAGGGAGAACUGCAGAUAUUACCAGCAGAGGCUGGAGGACAUGAGGAUGGAGAUGGAGGAUCUGACUGGCAGAGAGCAGGACAGCAGCAGGAGACGCAUGGAGCUGGAGAUGCAGGUGGAGGAGCUCAGCGCCGUCAGACAGACUCUACAGGCCGAUCUGGAGACGUCCAUCAGGCGGAUCGUGGAUCUGCAGGCGGCGCUGGAGGAGGUUGAGUCCAGUGAUGAUAGCGAUACAGAAAGUGUGCAGACGGCGGUGGAGUCGUUCUCCAGAAAGAGAGAUCUCGACUCCCUGUCCAGCGUGGGCUCCAGUGUGGGCACUGAAGACGUUGGUGAAGGGAUCCGUCAUUGGGCCGGUGUGCCACGAGGACCCGGAAGCAGCUCCGGACGGCAGUCUGUCACCGACACUAUGAGCAACUACAGUUUCAGAUCUUGCACUCAGGACCUGGAUGAAGAUGUAAAAGAAAGUUCUGGAGGUCUCGGGAGAGCGUCUUCAUCCACGGCUCUCUCCGAGCUCCUGGAGGGUCUGAGGAAGAAGCGCGUCGGCUGGGAACAAGGCUCAGAUGUGGGUGAAGGCAGCACCGUUUCUCUGCCCAUCUACCAGACCACAGGAGCUUCAGCUCUACGCCGCAGAGCCUCCGCACUCUCUCUAGAAGCUGAAGAAGGUUUAGAAGAGCUGCCUCGACCUGGAAUACUCAAACCUCCCAGUCCACAUCUCCCCCGCGCCUCCAGCCUCCGCUCGCUUCCAGAAGAAAAACCAGCAGUGAGUCCAGCCACUGCUACUGUGAUGGGGAAAAUGAACCGAUUCAGCUCCUGCGACUCUCUGACGUCCAACACAAGCUCCCGACGGCAGAUCUCCACCCUCGCUAUCCCAGAAGAAGAGGAGGAGAGUAACACAAAACCCUCGCCUACUAUUGGGUAUCAGCCUGUGCGCCGGCGUCUGCUAGGCGGAUUGGUUGCCGAAUCCGGAGAGUCACAUUUAGGAGCAGAACCGCUAGUUUUCCAGAACCGCAGACUCCUGGCCAGCACUCAGGUAGGGCUGUGCGGUUAA
Danio rerio (zebrafish) is the source of this 1380-nucleotide messenger RNA. NCBI's taxonomy places the organism in Eukaryota, Metazoa, Chordata, Actinopteri, Cypriniformes, Danionidae. The record is from RefSeq and is a predicted model, not a curated record.